This is a messenger RNA of Erinaceus europaeus (western European hedgehog), 577 nucleotides long. RefSeq names its product G0/G1 switch 2 (gene G0S2). Gene Ontology annotation, biological process: positive regulation of extrinsic apoptotic signaling pathway. The transcript has a single exon. Lineage: Eukaryota; Metazoa; Chordata; Mammalia; Eulipotyphla; Erinaceidae. Gene Ontology annotation, cellular component: mitochondrion. The coding region runs from base 44 to 352 and encodes 102 amino acids. The record is from RefSeq and is a predicted model, not a curated record.
ACUAUCCCCCCGCCCCCGCCCCCAGGCCCCCCGAGCUGAGCCCAUGGAGAUGAUGCAGGAACUGGUCCCACUGGCCAGGGAGCUGCUGACUCGGAAGCCGGGCCGCCGGCUCCUCCGUCUGUACGUGCUGGGCAGCGUGCUGGCCGUGCUGGGCGCUCUGCUCGGCCUGGUGGACACGGUGUGCAGCCCCUUUGCCGCCGCCCGCCACCUCCGUGAACGCCAGGCCGCCCUGGCCGCCCUGCGGGCUGCCCACCAGCCCCCCGGAACCCCCGGGGCCCCCGCCAAGCCCAGGCCCAAGAAUGCAGUGGAGCCUGGCGGCAGGGUCCCCACCCACCGACAGCAUGCCUCCUAGGAACCACAAGCCUGGACAGACGGACAGACAGGCGACAGCUGGAGUGGGUGGGACGUCAGUGCCGAGACGGGGUGUCUGCUGCCAUGCAGCAGGGCCCAGAGCCACCACCAGGAGCGCCCUGCCCCUGUCCACCGCACAGGACAGAGGAGAAACGUUUUUUAUACUAUUAUUGUCACCGAGACCAUCAUUUUGCACUUUGAAAUUAAAAAAACGUUUUAUACUGAA